AAUUGAAUUCCCUGAUGUUAUUUAGCUCUCAUGGCGGAUUUUGUGUCUCGCCUCUUAUUAUUGUGUGUUUUCUCUGCGGUUGUUUGGAGCUCUGUACUGGCCGCGCGCAGUGAUGUGAUGGAGCUGAAGGACUUGGAUUUUGACUACAUAGCUGCCGAGCAGGAGACCAUGCUGGUCAAGUUUUAUGCUCCCUGGUGUGGCCACUGUAAGAAACUCGCUCCUGAGUUUGAAUCUGCUGCUACAAGACUUAAAGGCAUCGCAACUUUAGCCAAGGUGGACUGUACGUCAAACACGGAGGUUUGUGGGCGAUUUGGGGUCACCGGAUACCCUACUCUUAAACUAUUUAAGAACGGGGUGGAAACAUCGACCUAUGAUGGUCCUCGUUCAUCAGAUGGAAUCGUGGACCAGGUGAAAAAGCAGGCGGGGCCCGACUCCAUGCUGCUGAACAGUGAAAAAGACCUGGAGGACUUCAUCAGCCACUUUGAUCCUAGCGUGGUCGGAGUGUUCGAGAGCAGCGACAGUCCACAGCUGGUGGAGUUUCUGAAAGGAGCUAACCUGAUGAGGGACAGCUUCCGCUUCGCUCACACCACCGACAUGCAGCUCGGCCUCAAAUACGAGCUCACGUCAGAGGGUGUACUGUUAUUCAGGCCUCCCAGGUUGGCCAGUAAGUUUGAGGACAGCGUGGUACGACACAGAGGCUCGUUUUCCAUCACUGGUUUACGCCGCUUCAUCAGAGACAACAUUUACGGAAUCUGCCCACACCUGACCAAAGAAAAUAAAGAUCAACUGAGGAAGAGAGACCUGCUGACGGCGUAUUAUGACCUGGAUUAUCGACGCAACCCCAAAGGCUCCAAUUACUGGAGAAACAGAGUAUUAAAGGUGGCGUCGCAGUACAAGGAUCAUGGCCUGCACUUCUCAGUGGCUAACCGGCAAGACUUCAUGGACGAGCUUGAAGAAGAGUACGGUCUGGGCACCACGGAAGGGAGCGACAUGCCGUUCGUCACCGUCAGGACUCGAUUAGGACACAAAUACACCAUGCGUGAGGAGUUCACGCGAGAUGGAAAGUCUUUAGAAAGGUUUUUGGAGGAUUAUUUGGCAGGCAGACUGAAGCGUUAUGUAAAAUCAGAGCCUGUACCCACUAACAACAACGGACCAGUCAAGGUGGUCGUCGCAGACACGUUUGAGGAGAUUGUGAACGAUCCAGAGAAGGAUGUACUGAUUGAAUUUUAUGCUCCGUGGUGUGGCCACUGCAAGAAACUCGAACCGAAAUAUACAGAACUCGGACAGGAGCUUUCCACUGAUCCCAGCAUUGUGAUUGCCAAGAUGGACGCCACUGCCAACGAUGUCCCUCAAGGCUAUGAUGUAGAAGGAUUUCCCACGAUAUAUUUUGUUCCUGCUUUGAGGAAGAAUGAACCGAGGCGAUAUGAGGGCGGCCGUGAAGUCAAGGACUUCCUCAGCUUCUUGAAACGGGAAGCGACCAACCCCUUGGUGCUUAAAGGAGUGAAGGAAGAAUUGUGAUGUAUCACGAAUGCGAAGGGGAUGCUGGGAAAUGUGGUUUGUUUCACCCGUCUCAUUUGUCCGGUUGUGCGAUAAUGAAGGUCACACGGGUCCUCCAUAUGUUCAGCCAUACGUAUCGGUUAAGAAAGGUGACGAGAUGAACAUGAGAAGCACCAAAGUGUCGUGUUUCAUAUUCACGAAUCACUUCUCAGGAAGUGUGUAGCAGCCUGGGAAAACCUUUCGUAAAACCAUAACGUUUUUGGGAUUUUUUUCUUACUGGCUUUUCCGAACCGAAAUGAUUUAUAUUAUGCAAGUUUCCUAACUACAGGUAAAGUUAUAAAACAUUUGGGCGGCGUGCUGUUCUAGGAAAAUAAUCAAGAACUGAGACGUGGUCCGAUGUGAAGCCGAAUUACUGCUAACCCCUUAAAUUAGUACAUUAUAAACAACAACAACAACUCUGACAAAUCUCCACCGCAGCUACAUCUUGAUGGAUUUUCCCAGACCGCCACACGAAUACAUUCGAGUUUGCCCUGGAAAACCUUUUGUAGACUGGAUGAACUUUUGGAGGUCCCUGUGGUCUUAUACUGUUCCACUGAUGCUGUUCCCUCACCACCUUGCUGUACUCUUUUACCUCGUCCAUUCAUAAGUCCAUGAGUCACGCCCAUAGACUGCACGUUAGGCCAUAUUGUACAUUUAUUCAUUUCUUUUUUUUUAUAUAUAAAGUGAAUAUUUCUCUGUGAUACUCCUGAUUAAAUGAAUCUGAUUUGAUUAUUUACCUCUGCCUGGCUGUUAUGUUUUACCAGUGCGUGGCCAAGGAGAAAAGAAGGAACAGUAUUCUUCACUUCCUGUCCGUGUAAAGGAAUGACACCGGUUUCACAGUACACACCUGAAGUGCUCUCUUUUAGAUUCUCCCGCUUUACUGAUCUUUUUUUUUUCUUCUUCAUGUACUUAAGGCAGGGCGCACGGUGGCUUAAUGGUUAGCAGGUUCGAUUCCGUCGGGGCCAUGUGUGUGCGGAGUUUGCGUGUUCUCCCCGUGCUGCGGGGGUUUCCUCCGGGUACUCCGGUUUCCUCCUCCAGUCCAAAGACAUGCACGGUAGGCUGAUUGGCAUGUCUAAAGUGUCCGUAGUGUAUGAAUGAGUGUGUAUGUGAUUAUGCCCUGCGAUGGACUGCCACCCUGUCCAGGGUGUACAAGGCGGUGUACCCCACCUUGUGCCUGAUGCCCCCUGGGAUUGGCUCCAGGUUCCCCCGCGACCCUGAAGAAGGAGUAAGCGGUAGAAGAUGGAUGGCUGGAUGUACUUAAGGCGGUUUGUACCUGAUGUACAUAUUAAUAUGUGAUAAAUAAUCAGGUGGAUGAUAGAUAGAUGUUUAAAGCAGUUGGUUUAAGACUUAUGUGAUGUGAUAGUCAUGUGAUUCAGUACUAUGAAGAUUUAUUUCUAAAGGAAAAAAGGCAGUGGGACUAAUAGGUACUAAGCCCAUAUCUUCUUCACACCGUCACUAAAAAGAGGUGUGCAUGUGGUAUCAGACUUUUACAGAUAUCGUCAUCGUUCGUGUAGCGCGUGCUCUUUUGAAUCAGUGCAGUCGUUUUAUAAAUAUCGAAUUUUUACACCCCUACACAUGCAGCAUAUAGUAUGAAUUUUUUUUAAAAAAAGGCAAGGAAUGAGAAAUAAGUGAAAGACUGGGUUAAUAGAAACACACAGACACAAAACUAGAGAUAUACACA
Molecule: messenger RNA, 3217 nt
Organism: Ictalurus furcatus (blue catfish)
Lineage: Eukaryota; Metazoa; Chordata; Actinopteri; Siluriformes; Ictaluridae
Gene: pdia8
Product: protein disulfide isomerase family A, member 8
Exons: 13
Coding region: 31-1518 (495 amino acids)
Biological process (GO): response to endoplasmic reticulum stress; protein folding
Cellular component (GO): cell surface; endoplasmic reticulum
Molecular function (GO): protein disulfide isomerase activity
Source: RefSeq, a predicted model, not a curated record